Sporothrix brasiliensis 5110 is the source of this 2529-nucleotide messenger RNA. RefSeq lists its product as uncharacterized. NCBI's taxonomy places the organism in Eukaryota, Fungi, Ascomycota, Sordariomycetes, Ophiostomatales, Ophiostomataceae. The record is from RefSeq and is a predicted model, not a curated record. The transcript has 3 exons. The coding region runs from base 1 to 2529 and encodes 842 amino acids.
AUGGCGGCCGCUCAGGGCGCUCUCGUGCAAGGCUACCGCCUCGGGCCCCGGGUCCCCAUGGUUCUGAAAAGCGUCGCAGAGCGUGCAACACGAGUCGUCGGACUUGGCAUCCCCAGCAAAAUCAUCGCUCGUGCGAGCGCGUCGACAACAUGUGUGAAGGAUGGCGGUAACCUUUGCGAAAAACCCGAAGGAGGCAACUCCAUGACGCUUCCUAUCGUUCUUGGUGUUGUGAUUCCCCUCGUGGUCAUUGCCUGCGUUUUGUUUUAUCUUCAUCGGAGAAAUGUGAAGCGUUUGCGCAAGGAGGACAAUCUGGACCCCCACAAGUCACUGGAUUUCGGUUUGGCCAUGGACGCGACAAAGCAGACAGCCAAGUCGAAGCGGAAGAGCUCUUUCUUCGGCGGCGAAAAGGAUAUGUUCCACCCCAAGUCGCGUCAGCUCUCCAUGGACAUGAACCUGUCAAGCCCUUACCUUCUCCCCCCCGAGGUGCAGCAAUCGCGUGAGUCGCUGCACUCGCUUGCCCGUACGCUGCACCAGAAUGAAGACCCUUACCGUCCAGUUACCCACUACGCCGGCAGCGACGUUGCCUCGAUGCGUUCAUUCCAGAAGGACGUCCGUGAUGGUGCUUCCAUUCGCACCGGUGCGACAAGUGCUUUGGAUGACAGGAACGGCAAUUCCCGGUCCGGAAGUGCCGCUGGCUCCCGGAUGGCUCCCCCACGACCCCACCGCAUGUCUGCUGGGCCCCAAUCCCCUCGUGGCGGAUCACCCAAACCUGCUCCUUUUGGCGAGAACAGCGACUUCUCCUCGGUAUCAUCGCAGAUGCCGUCCCCGCCGCCGCCUGUCGGCGGUGCGGCCGGCUUCGUGUUUGAGCCUGCGUUUCCUGCUGCCGAGAUGGCUGCCGAGACAGGUCCUGUCGAGGCCGAUGGCAGCAACGUGCCGCCUGUUGCUGAGCUUCAGGCCCCUGAGCCGGCGGCGACCAAGAUCUCCCGCAAGGGCCUGCCGGUGUCUCCACGGCCACAGGAUCCUGAAGCACCACCAGCCAACCACCGCUCUACGACGGGCACUGUGGACGAGCCUUUCAUCUAUGAUUCUCCGAACCGCGGUCUUCGCCACGACUCAUCAACGUAUGCCGACUUUGACCUGAAACUGGACGCGCACAACGACAGAGACUCGCACGGCCAGCCGCUCUCUUCAUCUUUGCCGAAGCUGGCACUUGGUGGGCCAUUUGACGACGAGACCUUCCUGCCCGGGCAGGCCACGACAACUGGUAACGAACCCACACUGCCGCAUAUUGUGACCCCUGAUGCUGAGCAUUCGCAACUGCCUAUUGUUGAACCACACCAAUAUGGCGAGCUCUUCCCCGAGGAGCCUGGGCAAGAGGAUGAUGGUCGCGGCCGCUCAUUGCACAAACGGCAAUCGUCCGAGUACCCGCAAGACGGCACCGUCCGCCAAUCGGCUCUCGGUCUGCCGCAGAUGGACACCCGGCGCUUGUCCGUUGGCUUCCGUCCCCUGCCUCCCGAUGAGCUGAUUGAGUCCGAAGACCCUGAGACACGGGCCAACCGUAUUCGUUCCUUCUACAAGGAGUACUUUGACGAGUCGAAGCCCGACAUGGCCGAGUACAACCAGCACUACCCGCCACACGGUGUCCCGGCCGAAUGGCGUGAGGCUGCCGGUGGUGGCCCACACUACGACCACCCUGCUGGCGGUGCUCAGUACUACGAGGACUACGACCAGUCGUACAACAACAUGGGCGACGGCGCGUAUUUCGAUCCGCAGUCAAACUCCUUUGUUAUGCCGUACGCGCAGCCUGUUUCGAGACGGGCUAUGACGCCGCCUCCGUCAGGAUCGCGCUUCCCUGGUGGCCGGCCUCGUGGCGGUCCUCGCCCGUUCCAUGGCUCCAUGGGUGGUGGUGGCAUGGGCCCUGGCGGUCCUGGUAUGGGUAUGGGUAUGUCGCGCCCUGGGUCGUCCAUGUCCAGCCAAUGGGGUCCCCGCCCUGGCUCGUCUCUUUCGAGCCGCCAGAUGCCCGGUAGCCGCUCUGCGUCCAACUUGUCCGGCCGCUUCGGCGGUGGCCCGCGCAAGCCGAUGCCGCCCCCAGAAGACCUCAUCACGCUGCCUACGCCGAGCAAGCUCAGGGAUGACUCCUUUGCGCUUAUGGGUGCUAUUGACUUUGCGCCCCCGCCUACCUUCAGGGACCAAACCAGUGGGCGGUCCCAGAGUCCUCUCGGCGAGCGCAAACCUUACCAGAUGAACGUGCCCUCUGCUUCACCAUUGGUGUCUUCGUUCGACGAGAUGGCGGCCCUGCCCAGUCCCACAUUUACGGGCCUCGACUUUGCGCCGCCCCGCAAGUUCAAGGACAACGAUACGAUGAGUGACGCGGGUAGUAUCCGCAGUAACCGAAGUGGUAUCUCCGCCAUGAACCAGGCUGCUAUCCGCAGUGGUGCGGGCCGCGUGAGCCGCCUGCCAGGUGACAACGUGUUUACACAGGCUGCACUGGCCGACCAGCUCAAGCCCACUUGGGGUUUCCGUCCAUAG